Messenger RNA from Poeciliopsis prolifica (blackstripe livebearer), 2262 nucleotides. RefSeq lists its product as uncharacterized. Lineage: Eukaryota; Metazoa; Chordata; Actinopteri; Cyprinodontiformes; Poeciliidae. The transcript has 2 exons. The coding region runs from base 1081 to 2262 and encodes 393 amino acids. The record is from RefSeq and is a predicted model, not a curated record.
UCCAUGCUCCAGAAAAACCAGAUGCUAACAUCAGGGCCGUGCAGAGACCUUUGGAGGGGCAGGGGCUCAAAGUUAAAAAGAAAAAAAGGCCACAUUGAACAAGAUCUUAAAGCACUGUACAACACCAUCACAACAACCCUUAUUAAUCCAGAAUUUAAUUUAACACAGAAAGUGAUGAUGGGAGGCAAGAAAAUGCCAAAGUACAUUCUCUAACCUGUCGGAAAAGCUCUCUGUUUAAUAUUAAGGGACUUAUGAGGGGGAACGGUUGUUUGGUUUUAUUUAAGAUUACUGGACUAAACUGGUCUGGUUUAAAAAAUUUUCUAUAAUGCCUACAGAGAAUCUGGACUGGGCUCUGUUUAUAUCAGCACUAACGUUUGACCGUGACAUGUAUAAGGCGCCAAUUCAAUGCUAUGACACUUAGCGGAAAUUGUCCAAAGUACCCAUCUAUUAAAUUGAAUUCAGUUCAGAAUUUGUAAGUGUGGCAAACCUGAACUAAACGGCUCCGGUCACUUCGCUGCCGUUGCUAAAACUACAGACAGACUCCAAUUCUAAAACCGCGAAGGAAAUUGAUGUCAUCGUUCAUAACGUCUCCUUCUGUUCUCCGAUUGCCUCAGUAGAAAUACUACCAAAGUAUCCAAGUCAAUGACAAAAAGCCCUGACAAACAGUGUGAAGUCAAAUUGGGGAAAAAAAAAAAAAAAAAAAUGCGCUCACUGUGUUCCACACGGACUUAAAUGAGGGACGGACAACGCGGAAAAGAAAGCGGAACGCGGAAAAGAAAGCCAGACAAAGAAAUCGGGAGUUUGUGGACUCUUUCAAUCAAAGAUCCUGGUCGAGUUGCAGAUCUGGAUGAACUUGUAGACGAGCAGAGAGACAGCCGGUUUUUACCUGCUCUGGACCAAAUGUGGAAUAUCCUGACAUGCACUAAAUAAAUGAAGGAUAAAAAUGAAGAAAACUGCUUGGUCCUUUGAGUAAAAUCCUGUUUUUAAAAAGUCUGCAUCCAUUCAUCCAUCCCUUCUCAAGUGGGGAAGCUGCACAAAUCAAAAAAAGAACUUGACAGUAAAAACCGGACGCAACUGCUGAUGGAAAAAGAACUGUUUCAAAAGAUGGCGGAUUCAGCUGAUGGAAAGUCUGUUGUUCAGGCAAAGAUGGAAAGAACGACAGCAAAAAGAUUGUUGACUCGAUUGAUCAACAACAUAACUCGGACGCAUGAGGACAUGACUGAAGAGGAACUAAAGGACAGUUUCCACAAGCUCAACAUAGAGGCUGGAAAAGUAAUGACGGCAAAUGAUGAUCUCGAAGCAAGUCUCAUCGCAGAAUUGGAAUCCAACUUUGGUGAAGAUGAUGGAGUCACACUGACUGAACAGCAGAAAUCUGACCUGGAAAAGACUGCAAAUGAGUGUGAAGAAAAAGUAAGAGAAGUCAAAGGCUUAAUCCAGGAGACCCUGUGGAGAACCUUUGGAAAAACUGAACUGUUAGUUGCACUUCAAGUAGCGGAAUUAGAAUGUGAACAUGCUGCCACUAUCAAACCAGGAGUGGAGAAGGAAGCAUAUGACUUCACCCUUAACCACCUGAGGGAACUCUUAAAGGCUGCAAAAGAAGCUCAUUGUCACUGGAAAAGAUGGAUCCCUCAUGGAGCACGAGAUGAAAUCCAAGAUCGUCUGAGAGAAUUGGAACUUAGUGUCCCCAAGCUGGUUUCCAGGACAGCAGAGUUCAUUCAUGCAAAGCUAAAAGAUGAAGAAAAGAAAGAUCAAAUUGUAACUUCCCAAAAUUAUUCUUUACCAACCAUCAAGCUGAAACCAACUUCUCUCCCAAAGUUUUUUGGAAACAAACGUGACUUUUAUAGAUGGAGAAAAGACUGGGAAGCACUUCAAAAACAAGGAGAACCAACUGGUUCAAAAGAAGUGAAGAAAGUGCAGCUGCUGGACAGUCUGGAUGAGAAAAUCACGAGAGACCUUCGCUUAACCUCCUAUAGCACUCCAGAAGAUAUUUUUCAAGUCCUUGAAAACCGGUAUGGAAAUCAGACCUCUAUUGCAAUUGAAAUUGUGGAAGAGCUACAGAGAAUUCCUGCAGUUAGAGGUCACCAGCCAAGAAGAAUCGUGGAGUUGAUCCAAGCUGUUGAAAAAGCUCUUAAGGAUUUAAGUGAUCUUGGAAAUACUGGAGCUAUUAAGAACCCUCUGGUUACAAAGUCAAUUGAAACUAAGCUCCCUGAAGUUUUGAAGAAGGAAUGGCUGUUUAUGCAGCUGAUAAAAGGAAUGCUGUGA